Messenger RNA from Passer montanus (Eurasian tree sparrow), 3962 nucleotides. RefSeq names its product HPS3 biogenesis of lysosomal organelles complex 2 subunit 1 (gene HPS3). Gene Ontology annotation, biological process: organelle organization. The transcript has 17 exons. The coding region runs from base 158 to 3187 and encodes 1009 amino acids. Lineage: Eukaryota; Metazoa; Chordata; Aves; Passeriformes; Passeridae. The record is from RefSeq and is a predicted model, not a curated record. Gene Ontology annotation, cellular component: cytoplasm.
GUGAGGGUACCUGUGCGGAGGCGGCCACACACUGCCGCCUGAGCCCGCCCCGCGCAGCGCCGCGCGGAGGCGGCUCUGCCCACCGCGGAAGUGCUGGGCGCCGCCCCGGCAGGCUGCGGCUGCUCCGUGCGCGGCUGCGGCGGAACUUUUCGGGACCAUGGUGCAGCUUUACAACCUGCACCCGUUCGGGUCGCAGCGAGUAGUGCCCUGCAAGCAAGAACCGGCGCACUUCUGCUGUGGUCAAGACGUGCUGUUCGUUGCCAGCACGGCGGCCAGCUGCAGGGUGGAGGUGUUUACCGUGCGCGAACAGGGCCGCUGCGAGGCCCUGGGCUCCUUCGCCACGCUGGGUCAGGUGCUGCGUAUGGCGCACAGCUCGGCAGGAGACUAUCUGGUGACAAUUGAAGAAAAAAGCAAAGCAACUUUCCUAAGAGCAUAUAUGAACUGGAGAUGCAUGUCUGCAGGGAAUUCUCGCGUGUGUGUCCGUAUGGUUGGUCACAAGAUGGAAGAGUCAUACAGUGAAGCCUUAAAAGAACAGAUGUCAGUUGUUGAAAUGCCACUUUCAGAUCCUCCACUGUGCAUUUCAUGUUGUCCUGUGAAUGGAGAUCUACUUGUGGGCUGCAAGAAUAAAUUAGUCAUGUUCUGUUUGAAAUACUGUGUCAUAAACCAGAAUUUGACUGUGUUAGAUUUUGAACGCUCCUUAAUUUUGCACAUUGAUAACCUCAUUCCUGCCGAAGUUGCAUUUUGUGCCAGACAUAUAGCCAUAACAACAGAGCUGGAUGUUCUAAUCCUGAAACUGGAACUGGUCCAGCAAAGUGCAGACAGGACAGAGCAAUAUGCUCAGGGAGUCAGUGCACCAGAAAAGGCUGUGGAUGGAGGUGUGAAAGAUGAAACUCCUUCAACACAUCCUUUACAGCUUGAAUUAGAUGAGUUCAUCAUAUGUCACAAGCCAGUGGAACUGCUUGGGGAAGAAAGUAAGCUAUGUGAGAUACCUGUCACACUGGAAUCUACAGAGUUACCUACAGAAGACACAAAGCACUUCCAAGUGCAGUAUUUGCUUUUCAGACGUUUUGCACCCGACCAGUCGCCUUUUGGGUUUUCUGAAGAGAUGAAGUUGCACUCUGUUCAACUGCUUCCUGUAUACCAGACAGGAAUUUCUGCAACAGCCUAUGAGGAAACUGAGAACAAGAGAAAACUUCUGAGUCUCUUCUGCUUUUUCUCUUUACCUCAUGUUGGAUAUCUCUACUCUCUUGGGAAGUUAGUAGAACUAAUUUCUACUUACCAAUAUUCAGAGAAGUCAGAGCAGGCAGUCCUCACUCCGCAAUUCCUGCACGUCAUUACCAGUCAGAACCUGCAGUGCUUCACAGUGCGAUGCAGUGCAGCAGCAGCUCGUGGUGAGGAUCCAUAUAUUGACACGACCGUGAAGGCUUGUCCACCUGUCACACUGGAUGUCUGUACAUUAAGAAUGCAGCUUUUUAUAGGACCAAGAGCUAUCUGUCAUUUCAAAAACCAUAUAAUUCUUUUGACUAAGGCAGACACAGAAGAUAUUACUGAAAGAAGAAAGCCUACAAGAAGGAUGCUUUCCAGAAAGGCUGACAGCAUCAAAUCCAGAACAACUUCUGAGUCAGAGCCUGGUUGGAAUUUAUAUAUUAUAAACACUGUUUCAACAAUUCAGCUUUACAGAGAAAUGGUAGAAUAUAGUAGAACUUAUGAAAAUGUUAAGACUGAGAGCUGCAUCCAUCUUCUAAGUGAGGCUCACUUACUGGUCAGAGCAGCUAUAAUGGACCCUCAUUUCCUUAAAUCAGAUGAGAAGGAAGAUCUUCUAAGAGCAUUCAGAGAAAGUUGUGCCUUCUUAGGAGACUGCUACAGCAGGUUUGACACAAAGGAUUACCACCUUGCUUUGCCAUACUACAGAAUGUCAGGUUUAUCCAUGACUGAAGUUUUAAAGAGACAAGUUGCAGAAGGUGAUGAAAUACAGACAUAUGAGAAAGGAUUUAUAUUUUACUUAACUCAUUCUCUUAAUGAAGACUCAAAUGAAGAAUUAAGUAAGGAAUCAGGAAAUAAAGUUCUCCAGAUAUUCUAUCUCGCGGACCCUGUGCAGCUGCCUGAUAUUCUUUGCAGUCCCAGCAUGAGGAACGUAUGUCCUUUGACAGCUGUGAAGUAUCUUCAGAAAGUAGAAAAGAUGAUGCCAUCAGUGGUCCUGACACUUACUAAGGCUUUCUUGGCUCUGAAAAUGGGAGACCUGGCAAUGUAUGAACAUGAAAUGCACUCCUAUAAGGAGACAACACUGGCUUGUGGCUUCAUUGGGCAGCCACGGCUCCUGCAGCAGCGUAAGGAAGGAAUUGUUAUGCCAACUGAGUUUGCUGUUCACCUGAAGGAGAUGCAGCCUGGUUUACUGGUGGCUGCCACUGUGGCUUUACAUGAGAACAGUAAAAUUGAACUAGAAGAAGCAGAUACCUUUUUCAAGAUGCUGUGUAAUAGCAGUGAAAACACUGUUCCCCAGCUCCUUGUGGAUUUCUGGGAAGCUCUUCUUGUAGUGUCCUCUCAGGAAGAAAUACUUCAGGAGCUCCUAUUGAGGGUUACUUCUCAGUAUGUUUGGAGAAUAUCAAAGAAGCAACUUCCUCAGACUAAGCCAUUGAAAACAACAGAGGAUCUAAUAAAUUCCUGUAGUCAUUUUGGGUUGAUUGUCCCGUGGGUAGCUUCCAUAAUGUCAGUGGGAUGUUCAUCUGACAAAGAUUACCAUGAAGAUAUCUCAAGACUACAGUCUCUUUUAUGCAGUCAGUCAAUCAAUAUAGCUUCAGCUCUGCCUGUUUUGGAGCCCCUGACAGAGGCUGACAGCAUCGGCCUCACCAUCCGUGUUCUGUGCAAUACCCGUCUGGGCAAGUACGAGGAAGCCAUUGACCAGCUGCUCACAAGGUGUCCUGAUGCAGCUGUGUUCUAUGCUCAGCAUGAGCUGAAAGGUGACAAUCAGGCUCUGUGGUGGAACAAGCUGCUUCCUGAACUUUGCAAGAGAGCUAGACUUACUGGAAAGGACUGCCCUGUUCUUAUUUCUUCACUCAAAGAAACUUUAUCAAUUGUUGCAAUGGAACUGGAGCUAAGGGAUUUCCUCAGUCUUCUACCAGAAGAUGGAACUGCAGCAUUUUUUCUGCCACAUCUUCUUCACUGCAGCCAGAGGAAGCUGCUGACCUAAAACAAUGACCUGUGGACCUGCUGUCCACUCAACUACAAUGUGCUGUAAUAAAAAAGUAAAUGAUACAAGCAGUAGAACUCCUUAUAAGGUACUGCAGGCCUCCCUUCACAUACAUCUUGUGAUGUCAACUGCUAAAGGACAGCUGUUUACUGAGGCAAGGCAUCUGUUUUGAAGCUAAUUCUGGUGCCUAAGCAGCUAGGAAAUACAGAUUCUACAGUACAGCUGAACAUACAGUGUUCACUGAAAGUAAAGUAGAAAGUCAGUCUUCAAUCUUUGUUAGCUAGAUCACUGACUUAGGGGGGAAUUCAGGCUCAGGCAUGUGUCAACUGUACGAGUAAAAGUGAGUACCUUACUCUUCCAAGUGGAAUUGGGCCCAACUGACUUGAUAUGGCAACACAGACAUUUCCUUGAAUUUCUUCUAGGGUUUUUGGUAAGCAUCUCAGGUGCUUGUGCACGUGUGUACUGAUGUUUGUCUGUCUUGCGAGCAGAAAGCAUCUUUCUGCUCCUUCAGAGCUGGAAUUCAGUCAUAAUAAGCAGUCACAAUGUUUAUAACGUCCUUAUGAAUGUAGUUUGUGGUUUUUGACAAUUACCAAAAAUACAAUGACUCCCAUGAUCCCAUAACCAUCUAAACCAUCUAAAGGCCUAAUUAGCUGACAGUGACGCUAUAAAAAUGUUUUCACUGGAGUUGCAAUGUUAUUUGAACCUAUAGAAGUCAGUCAGAAGAGACCAUCUAUAUUUCAGCUAAAAUACAUUAACAAAAAAAAAAAAAUCAAAA